AUGGACAUCACCCCUGCAGCAGCAGCAUCCACUGCUGCACCAGCAGACAUCACCCCUGCAGCAGCAUCCACUGCUGCACCAGCAGACAUCACCCCUGCAGCAGCAUCCACUGCUGCACCAGCAGACAUCACCCCUGCAGCAGCAUCCACUGCUGCACCAGCAGACAUCACCCCUGCAGCAGCAUCCACUGCUGCAUCAGCAGACACUACCACCUCACCUGCAGAAGACACAACACCUGGAGCAGCAGCCACAGCUGAGCCCACCGCAGCUGAAAUCCCAGAGACAGCCUCACCUGCUGCAUCAGUCCCUCCACCUCCUGAAACAGCAGCCAUUGUCACUGCCAAUCCACAGACAAACGCAGCAACUACAGGCUCAGAAGAGCUCGUUCCCCUGCCUAACUAUGUGAAGCUGUUGUUGCUGAAAUACCUAAACCGCCUGUGCCAGCCAAGGAGACCUGGGAUGCCAGAAGUAAUACUGGAAGGGUGUGUAAAGGAUCCAACCUGUGGGAAUCAGCCUUCACCAGGCCAGAGGCUCAUCCAGCUCCGUUAUGGGGCUGCUGUAAACCCCAGACUCUGCCUGAGGUGCAAAGUAUCAGGGUGCAAUGCAUCCCCUCCUCCUCCUCCUCCUGUCAGACCAUUCCCAGGGAACAGGCUCCCUCCUGUCAGACCAUUCCCAGGGAACAGGCUCCCUCCUGUCAGACCCUUCCCAGUGAACAGGUUCCCUCCUGUCAGACCUUUCCCACGGAACAGGCUCCCUCCUCCCAGACCCAUCCCAUGGAACAGGAGAAGAGCCAGGAGAAGCGCAAGCGAUGUCGUUAUUGUCAUCGUCUCCUAGUAAUGAUGCUUCUGACCAUGACAUUAUGUUGAGCACCUCUAGACCUGUUCAUUGUGUUCCAGAUCUGCUGCUCAUUUCUAAAAAUAUGCUAGUGGGUGUAAAUCUAAAGGUAUUUCAUCUUAAAUGAACUUGGGUUGCUUAAAUUCAGAUCUUUCGAAUCUAUGCGGCGGAUCUUGUAAAAGCCUGAACUUCAAUAAAUACUCUCAGUGACAAAAAAUAA
Zonotrichia albicollis (white-throated sparrow) is the source of this 1054-nucleotide messenger RNA. Lineage: Eukaryota; Metazoa; Chordata; Aves; Passeriformes; Passerellidae. The record is from RefSeq and is a predicted model, not a curated record.